Debaryomyces fabryi is the source of this 1611-nucleotide messenger RNA. It is a transcript of the gene HNM1, whose product is annotated as Hnm1p. NCBI's taxonomy places the organism in Eukaryota, Fungi, Ascomycota, Pichiomycetes, Serinales, Debaryomycetaceae. The record is from RefSeq and is a predicted model, not a curated record. Gene Ontology annotation, cellular component: membrane. Gene Ontology annotation, biological process: transmembrane transport. Gene Ontology annotation, molecular function: transmembrane transporter activity. Bases 1 to 1611 code for a protein of 536 amino acids. The transcript has a single exon.
AUGGAUUCCACUGAAAAAGCUACGUCUAUAGACAGUGUAGGUCAGAAGGAAAUAGGCUUGGGAGCAAAUGCUGUCUCAGGACACAAAUGGGAAAACGUCGAUUCUUCGUCGAUUGGAUCUCUCAAACAGGGUGAAUUGAAGAGAACUUUCUCAGUUUGGUCGAUCUUGGGUAUAGGUUUCGGGUUGACCAACUCGUGGUUUGGUAUUUCUGCUUCAUUGAUCACCGGGAUUCAAUCUGGAGGACCGAUGUUGAUUGUGUACGGGAUUAUUAUCAUUGCAUUUAUCUCUUAUUGUAUCGGUAUAACUUUAUCAGAAAUGUCUUCUGCCAUUCCAUCUGCUGGGGGACAGUACGUAUGGACAAGAGUGUUAUCGCCAAAAAAGUACUCUAGUAUUUUAGCAUACUUGUGCGGUUCAUUUGCUUGGGCUGGUUCGUUAUUUACAAGUGCCUCGAUGGCCUUGAGUAUUGCCAACGAAAUCAUGGCAUUUUGGGUGAUGAUGCACCCAGACCACAUUAUAAAGAAGUGGCAGUUGUUCGUUAUUUAUCAACUAGUUAACAUAUUUUUGAUUAUUUUCAAUUGCCACGGUAGAUACUUGCCAUAUAUUGCAAAUGCGGCAUUAUAUACAUCUUUAUUUUCAUUUGUCGUGAUCACGAUAACAGUUUUGGUGUGUUCCAGGGGCAACUACCAACCAGCUAGCUUUGUUUUUACUGAAUUCGAAAACGGUACUGGCUGGUCUUCUUCAGGUAUUGCGUUUAUUGUUGGAUUGGUCAAUCCUAAUUGGUCGUUCAGUUGUUUGGAUUCUGCAACUCAUUUGGCAGAAGAAGUGUUCAAUCCAGCAAGAGAUAUCCCUAUUGCAAUUAUGGGUACUGUUACCAUUGGAUUUUGUACAUCUUUCUGUUAUUCUAUUGCCAUGUUUUUUUCCAUUCAUAAUUUAGAAGAUAUUUUGAACUCAAGCACUGGUGUUCCAAUCUAUGACAUCUACUACCAAGCUUUAGGUAAUAGAGCAGGUGCUAUUUGUUUGGGUACUUUGAUUUUAUUGACUGCUUGUGGAUGUACUAUUUCGUCUCAUACAUGGCAAGCAAGAUUAUGUUGGUCUUUCAGUAGAGAUAAUGGUUUACCAUUUUCAAAGUAUUUAUCUAUUGUUGAUCCAAAGGCAGGUAUUCCAUUGAAUGCCCAUUUGUUUUCUUCUUUCUGGGUUGCAGUCUUAGGAUGUUUAUAUUUGGUUUCUGAUGCAGCAUUCAAUUCGAUGGUUGUGGGGUGUAUUACUUUCUUAUUAUUAAGUUAUAUUGUCCCUACUUUAUGCUUAUUGUACAGGGGCCGUAAUAAUAUCAAGCAUGGACCUUUCUGGUUGGGCCCACUUGGAUUAUUUGCUAAUAUUGUGACCUGUUGUUGGACUCUUUUUGCUUUAGUAUUUUUUUCAUUUCCUUCAUUCAUGCCAGUAACGGCUGGUACUAUGAAUUACGUUUCGGUUGUCAUUGUUAUUUAUCUUUUGUGGACUUUAAUUUAUUGGUGGUUCCCUGUUAAGGGCUGGGCCUGUAGAGAUAAUUUCGCUGGUGGUAGAGGUAACGAUGAAGAGGAAGAAUUCCCAGACGUUUGUUUAGAGAUAAAAUAG